CCAAUGCGCGAUGCAAGCCGGUGGUGAUUCGAUUUUAGCCGGCGUGUACGCAUAGUCUCAGUCAGUCGUCUAGCCAGUGCUCGUGCGUAUCGGUGCGUUUCACGGCCGGAAUAACCGAAAAUUCUACUUUCUCGCGCGUUCUAACGGAGCACGUUUGAUGAUACCGAGCUCGGUCCCGAGUUGCGAUCGGAUAUUUCUUUCGGUGAUACUACACGCGCAGUGUGGACGUACACAAUUGCGCGGAACAUGCGCCGCGCAUGGGACACGUGCGCGCGGUGUCGAACUUUGUAACUCUCCUUCUCGCUCUUCUGCCCUGACACAGUGCUGGUGGCUUUCACGGAACGCGAAACAGAGAGACGCAAGUGCGUCUUUCGAAGUGUAGCGUAAACACCGGUUGUUGUUAAAGAUCGUCGAGAUCGGUGAAUGAAGUCACGGUAUCACUCGCGCUUGACACGCCCCUGACAUCGGUAAGAUCUCCUCUCCUCUUCUCUCACUCGGCGCUUUAUCGCAGGCGUCGCGGAAAUGCGGUGGAAUUUUGACAUGGCGCAGCCGGCAUCGUGUGCUCGCGGUUCGUAACUGUGUCACGAGUACACAGUCGAAACUUGUCGAGACUUUGGACUUAUUGGAGUUAUUUAUCAUCCCCGAUUUCUCGGACACUCGAAUUGGCGCGCGAAAUCGGCGACCGUGCGCGUCCUAUAGUUCCUCUGUCACGAUAAACGAAACGAGUAUUACGCACUCACGGAGCCGGUGAAUCGAAAGAGCUGGACGAGCAAUUGGGCACGAGCGCGAUCAAGAAGGUAAAUACCCAUUGGAAGGUAGCUGCGAGAGGGACGGUGAAGGUCACGGAGUUGAGUCUAAGGGUGGCAUCAUGGACUCUCAUCAGCAGCAAUUCUGCCUCAAGUGGAACAGUUUCGGCAGCAACCUAGCAACGACGUUCUCGAACUUAUUCAAAAGCGAGAGUCUCACCGAUGUCACCCUCUUCUGCGAGGGAGUUACGUUCAAAGCGCACAGGUUAAUUCUCGCAGCAUGCAGCAAGCACUUUCAGGAGCUCUUCGAAGGAAUGCCGCCUUCUCCCGCGGGACUGAUCGUUAUUCUCGAUGGGACGAGUGCCCACAAUAUGGCGUCCCUCCUCGAAUUCAUGUACCGUGGAGAGGUACACGUGUCCCAGGAAUCCCUCAGCUCCUUCCUCAAGGCGGCUGAAUGCCUUCAAGUUAAGGGUCUGUCGAUCAUCGAGCAUGAGAAACUGGCUGUGGCGCAGAGGCACGCCGCGGAGAGCAGCAAUACCUCCGCGGAUGUUGAAGGUAGUAGUGGAAGCGGGGGCGGCAGUAACGGUACCAUCGGGGGUAACGGUAGCGUGGCUGGUAUCGUCGGCAAUGGGGGUGGCGUCGGCGAUGUGAACGACAUGAGCGAGGCCGGCGAGGCCACCAUGCUCAGGAACACCAUGAAGAGAACCCCCACACCGGUACCGUCGCCCGUCCCGGCGUACCCUGUACCCAACAUGUACUCGAGCUCUCACUACUACGAGAGCCUACCGAAGAGGCUGAUGAGAUCGCCGAGCGACGUCGACACGUUGGGAAGAGCGAGCGUAUUGCGCGACGGCGCUGCCUUCCGGCCAGCGUCUGCCCCGCAUCCGCUCCUACUGGAGAAUCACUUCUAUCAACCGUUCACCCAUCCCUCUGAGACUCCCUUGCAUCCUCACACCGCGCCUCAUACGCCCACGGAACUGGAACAGCAAUUGGAACGAGCGCGAUCCGAGGAACGCAGCAACUGUGAUGUCAAGGAGAGCGUUGCCGAAGAUCUUCGAAUAAAACAAGAGCCAGUAGCGUUGACCGAUCGGGAAAGGGCGGAGAAGCUGGCGGAGAGAUUGUCCGGCGAGGUUUAUCCCGGACGGGGGUUGGACGCGAGCUCGUACGGCCCAAACUCGGAUCAUCUGCCGCACGGGGCGCAGCUGGGUCCGGCGAUGGUGCCGAUGCCACCGGCUCAUCCGCCGACACCCGAUCAAAAACCCGCCACGCCCGCUAUGUGGAACACGAAGAUCAACAAGGCCAGCACUGUCUCCACUAUCGACGGUGGUAAAAAAUUGAAGUGUCCCUUCUGCGAGAGAUUGUACGGUUACGAGACGAAUUUACGCGCCCAUGUACGGCAACGUCAUCAGGGUAUCAGGGUGCCGUGUCCGUUUUGCACGCGGACGUUCACCAGGAACAACACGGUGAGACGGCACAUCGCGCGGGAGCACAAGGAGGAGCUCGACAUGAAGACGUUCCAGCAAUCCAAUCAUUCGGUCUCGGACACCGUGCCCCAGUAACAAAGUCUUCGGCGUCGCUGUCGUCCUCGCCGUCGCCACCGCGGUCGUCGAGGUCGCGGUUUGCGCGCACGCGCAGUGGUACCGGAAGCAACGAUCCCGGUGACCACCCCGUUAGAGUUGACGGCGAAACCGGACCGCGGAUAGAGGUGCGGAAUAGAGGAGAGGCUGCAGAGUAGGUACCUUCGUUUUCCCUUCGUCGUCGUCAGCGAACGCCGUCCCGUUUCCUCGUCGCGAGGACAAUUUUCUCCUCCUCGUGCGCUCCUUAAAAAUCCGUCGAGACGCGUUAAUGAGAAAAACGACCAUGAAGAUUUCGUUUCACGGAGGAAGAGACACACGGAAGAGCACGAAACGUGCAGAAUGCGCACGGAUAUGCUCGCGAAAACACUGCGAAUCACAAAACUAGUCAAUGAAAGUGCAACGGUCAAGUAAAAAUUAUUGAACGCUAGAAACUUCUUAAACGGGCGAGAGAUAUGAAGGUAAAAAGCGGAGCGAACAGAGCAUAAAUAUACACUCACACACGAAGACAUUUAUUGUUAGCAUUUAUUGUUAGCACGACGCAGACGACUGCGAUGAGAGAACAACGCAAACUCAGGUAAACUAAUCACAGCGCGAAAAGCAUAGUGUUUUUCAGAUUAUUCAUCAUUACCAUAGAUAUCGGAGAAUUAAAUUCGCCGUGGUAUAUUUCAUCGUUAACCAUUUACUUAUUUCCGCUACUAUAUCGUUGUUGGUGAAUCGAGCCUAUGGGAUCGUGAUACUUGAGCGAUAUAUAUUGAAGGAGACGUUUAGACGUUACGCGCGCACAGUGCCAAAUCAGACGCUUUUAUACUCUAUAUCAGUUUUCGCCCGUUCGUACACACGCGUGACAUACACAUUUAAUUGCUAUAUAAUAAUAAUACAUAUCGCGCCGAGAUGACACCCGACGACACGCAGACCUUUUAUACAGAUACGAUUUUAUAUGACAUUUACUAGGACGGAUGUAUAUCGUGCGAUUAGCCGCGGGAUAACGCACGACUGUCGAUGAAUACUUUUUGGCGAACGCUCAUCGAAGAGACGCGAGAGAGACGAGCAAUAUAAUCUCACGUUGAUACAUCAUUACGUCGACACAUUGAUUUUUCUAAAAUAAUUAGAAACGCGUCCAGUCGCAUUCGCCACGGAAGUUUCUCUCGCAGCGCUGGCUAAAUCCCGCGGCGAAACAAUCACUACCACUUUGUUACCUGUUUACAAUGUUUAAAAAGAUGCGGAUUUUUGUCCGCAGAGCAAUAGUCGCGUACCGUGAAUAUAGCGUAUAGAGCCAUCGAUCACGUAAAGGAAAAUAGUGCGCGCGAUUGCGCGCGAAAUAGUUGCUAUCCCGGUUGUAUAAGAGAUGUGAUCAAUGCAAUAGAUUUAUAUUACACAUUACCUAUAUGUAUAGAUAUAUAGAGAUAUAUACUCCUAGUCAGGAUGGCACCCACGAUAUUACUUGUUACAGUAUUUACACUUUAUACAGAUUAUUCUCUCUUAUUUUUUUUUUUCCCGUUGUAUUUGUUCUCCCUUUUGUUUUAUGCAGAAAGUUUAUUCUCACAACGAUACCGCCUAUACCGUAAGUUUAUCAGAGACAAUAGACGAUAUAUAGAGAAUUAUUUAGUAUUUAAAGCGCGUCGUGCGCGAGCUGGGGAUACAAUAGUACAUGAGAUAGAAGCCGAAGAAAUAGAUAGAUAGAUAGAUAGAUAAAGAGAGUUUCAGUUUUAUUUUUCUUUCCGUUUUUCUUUUUUCUUUUCCCUUUUGUUCUUCUUUUCUUUUUAUAUCAUUCAAUAUACGUGAAAUAUGUACGCGAGUACUCGUCGCGCACGCGCGCAUAUACUCUGCCAAAAAAGUAUGACAGUACUACCUCAUUGUUUUGCAAUGCAUUACACACACACAGGGAACACAAUAGCUAUAUGAUUACACUAUGUAUGAUAAAAAUCUGUACAUUCCGUACAGCCAUUACUACUACUUGUCCAGUUAAUGUCGGAGCAGUUUGCCUGCCAUUGCUACCCUGGCGUAGGGUAACGCAAGAUCGUGGAUCUCGGAGCUUGUUAAUCACGAUCAAACCAAUUCCGAUUUAUUUUCGCAUCGUAAAUCAGAACGAAUUUACCCAAUGCUAGUCAAUUAUAUACAUUUAUUCUCUGCCGCGAUUAGUUUCAUCCCGCCAACAGAAUUCGUCAAAAGCUCCGGGAAAUUCGAGAAAAGUUCCGAGAUCCUCGGAUCAUACGAUGAUGUCUAUCUAUUAUACGUAUAAUAGAUCCGUUUGUUUUCUUUCCAUUUUUAUUGCGAGGGCGCGUUAUAAAAUAACACAAGUGUACGUACGUACGACGAUAAGUCUUAGCGAGAGGAGUGAGUGAGAGAGAACGUACAUGCGUGAAUAGCCGUGCGAAUAAAUGCGUGCGCGGUUUUUCGCGAAGAUGUUUUCGCGUGCGAGAUGGUUCGGAAGAAAAGAGGAAGAGCCAAAUUUGCGAAAUCCGUUGUCAAAAUUGCGACGCGUUCGUCUGCUUGCCUGGUGGCGAGAGAGCGAGCGAGUACGCGGAAAGAAAGAGCGUUAAUUGCCGAAAGUCGGCGAUGUACUGAUGAGCGACAAGAAAUAGCGAUAGAGGAAAAGCGAAAUUUAUAUUCCGACGAAGGUGACACCGAUUAUCUCGAGGGCGCACGAAAUUAACCGGGGAUGGAUGGGAUUGAUGAUGCUGGACGACGAAGAUUACAUAGUCAUAGGGAAGUUAAUUCCACGGGGAGAAGCUGCGGGAAGGAUAUUCAAAGAUAUUAUGUGUCGUUUACGUAUGUGAUGAAGAUAGGAACAUACACACACGCGCAACACGUACACACAUACGCAUACGCAGGGGUUGGGAGGGGGAUGGAUAGAAAGAAAGAGAGAGGUAAUGGAUGAGAGAGGCACGUACACAUGCGUGGACAGCACGCAGAAUACAUGCUCUGUGUAAAUAGAUAUGGUAUCGCGUAUGCCAAGUUAUAAUGAAAAUCUUUUACUUAAUAUAUAUACGAAAUAUAUAUAAAUAUAUCUAUUGUUUUCGGCUGUUCUGCUAAGCAGAGGCAUACGACAAAAACGGGAGGAAGAAUGAAUACCUUUAAGUGGUACAAUGAAUUAGCGUUAAGUUUAAGAAGUAGAAGGAUCCGGUUAUAUCGGCAAAGAGCGAAAUUUGAAAGUUAGGAUAAUAACGUCAGGCGCGGAAUUUCAGACGGGAAGAGGCGGUUAAACCCAGGGUUUAAUAUUGUUUUGUCAUACGUAAGGAUUAUAGGAGAGUGCAUACGUAGUAAAAGUAUUCCACUUACUCAACACUUACACACACACGUACACACAUUGCAGUACACACUGAAAGAACAGAGGGUAAUGUCUCAAUCGAGGAAAUUACAAAAAAAAAAAAAAAACACGUACCUAAAAGAUAAUCAACGUAGAGUUAAAAUGAAUUUAGAAUUAGUCACAUUAUUAUAUUAUCGCGACAUCGGUUACGCGCGUAAAUGUAUUUGCAACGGCCAGAAAUCUUGGACCGACUUUUCUUCCGAAAUUACAUAUAUCUUUCGCGAUAAACUUUGCUUCAUUGGUGGUUGUCUCUUGUCUCUCGGAAAAUCCGCGUUUAACUCGACCUUCUAAAUUCUUGUCGACUUCGUCGUAUCGCUUUGCUCAAAAUGAAUUUUGUCGAAAUAUCAUAUCGGCAUAUCGCUCGCAUGCGAGCGAAAUUUUUAUUUUUAUUUAAAAAAAUUUUUUUUAUUUCUUUUUUUCUCUCGAUUCUUUCUCUGAUUUCGUUCGCGUCAGCCCCGAGAGUCUCCAGGGCUCUCCAGAGAAUAAUAUAUUAGAUUUCGCCGUUACGGUCAAUUUUCGUCGAGGUACGCGUAUAUAAGGGAUCGGAUCCGCGGCCGCAAGUCGAAAGUGCGAGACGCGCGCGCUUCCUUCUUCAAAAUUUUCAAGAUCCUCGGAUCCGGUUAUAUCCGGUGUAAAGAUUAUACUUGGUCUAUAUGUAUAUAUAUGUACACGCCGAGAGAAAACAAGCGUACACACAUACACAAUUACACAUUACACAUGUACACGACACCCGCGCGAUGCGUGUACGCGUAGCAGGCGCGCAAACGUACGCGUAUGUAUGUACCAUUAUUGUAUCACGGCGUAGGAUAAAAUGUUGCAUGUUGUUUCUAUAAUAUGUGUUUUACGGAUUGAGAAUCCUUUAUAGAUGUCGUGUGUGACACAAGGCUUGACAAGAGAUGCGAGGGAGAUUUCACACUGUGACUCGCUCGUGCGCGCGCGCUUUCGAGAAGCGUAUGCGAAAAAAAAAAAUCGUAACGUAAAAGCUUAUCCAAAUAAUCGAAAUGGAAAAUUUGUCGCGAAACUUGAUUCCACAAAUUUGGCUGCAAUUAUUUGUUAAGUAAUAUUUUCUAAAUUAAUAUAAGUAUGAGAUGUGACGAGUAGAUAUAUUCGACCAAGAGGAAGUCUUACACUUCUUCUUUUCGAUCCACUUUUUCUGCAUACGAUUCGAACGUCAUUAAAGAGGCGAUUGCGUUGAUUCAGGAAGAUCAUCGAAUCGCAUUAACAAUAUUAUAGUUACACAAUUCGAUCCAAUUUUGCUUGAAAACUACGCGCGUUCGAGCACGUCGAGAUUUAUCGAUUGUCACGGUGUGAACGGGCUUUCCGCACAACGGGGAACCUUCGUUAUCAUUUGCGUCGCACGGGCAGUGAGCUUCAUGAAAGAUGAAGAAAAAAGCACAGCUGGCCGCGUGACGUGAAUGAGGGAGCAAAAUUGAAUGUCAUCACUGCACCUACACCGCGCGCAGAGAGUGCACUGGCAACUACUGUACCGUUUGCUCGUAUAGUAUAUAAUAGUACUAUACCGUAGUUGGAUUAAUGAUUACAUAGUACAUGUAUCACGCACGCGCAUAAGCAUUAUUUAAAAUCGACGAAGCAAAAAAAAAAAAAAUGAAAAAGCAAAAAAAGCAAAAAGAAGAAAAA
Cataglyphis hispanica is the source of this 7268-nucleotide messenger RNA. RefSeq names its product zinc finger protein chinmo (gene chinmo). The record is from RefSeq and is a predicted model, not a curated record. Gene Ontology annotation, cellular component: nucleus. Lineage: Eukaryota; Metazoa; Arthropoda; Insecta; Hymenoptera; Formicidae. The transcript is spliced from 7 exons. Gene Ontology annotation, molecular function: protein binding. Gene Ontology annotation, biological process: regulation of transcription by RNA polymerase II. Bases 869 to 2305 code for a protein of 478 amino acids.